AUGGUCCGGCACAGGGAUUCUCGCUCACCAUCGCCAGUAGGAAGCCAGCACUCCUCGAAACGAAGCAAGAGAGAUGAUGAUUUCCGAAGGGAUCGCGAUCGGAGGGAUGAUGUUCGGGGCCAAAGACGGCGCAGUCGCUCCCGCAGCGCAGAUCGUCGCCACAGAGACCGCGAUGCCCAUCGUCGAAGGGAACGAUCGAUAGACCGCAGAGACGAUGAUUAUCACAGGUCCGGCCGACGAGAUCGAUCAAGGGACCGCAGAGAUAGAUAUGCCGAUAGGGAGCGAUCUCCAGACAGGCGGCGACGCAGAAGCCGAGAGCGGGAUUACCGGGACAGGCGAGACGACUCCUAUGAUAGGGCUCGAAGGCGCCGCGAGGAUUCUACUGACUCAUGGUCCCGUAGCAGAGGCGAAGAUAAUCGUGGGAAGGCUCCAAGUAGAUCGGAAAGCGCGAAAGCCACCGAGGCCCCCAAAACACCAACCCCCGCUGCCCAGACUGAGGCCGAGAAGAAGGCAGAACGUCUUGCGAAGCUGGAAGCAUGGAAGAAGAAAAUGGCAGAGGAUAAGGAACGUAAGGAGAAAGAUCUUGGAGCAGGAGGGACUCGAAAACUUCUGGAUGAUAUAGAUCAAAAGGCCAACAGAUCAACCUCCGUUGGCUCGCCACUAUCUCCAGGAACUCCCAAUGUUGCGUCACCAGCGCCUUACGCCGGGAAAUUCGAUCCAAAAGCGAUCGCGAAGAAAGCGGUGGCGAAUUCGAAUAAUGCAAGUACUCUGGGGAAUGAUAUACCACUCAAAGAGUUAUCUAAAGCGUCCGCUACCUUAACUUCUACAGCCAAAGGGUUACACGCUGACAACAAGCCAACAGCCUUCAACAGUGCAUCAAAUGCAUCUGCACUGCCUAAAGCCAGGGGGAACCUCAGUGCAUUCGGGCUUGGUGCUAAAUCUGGUAUCGAUAACGAGAAAUCCUCCUCAAAACGAGCUUUGGAUUUUGGAGAUGAUGAAGAAUCUAGAAAGAAACUUGAAAAGCUACCGUCCCUACCUCUGGCAAACGCCGAUGAUGCUGAUGCUGCGCUCGCUAACGGUGUUGAGGGAGAAGAGGAUGAUGAUGUAGACAUGGAAGCUGCAGGCACCGAAGAAGAGGCCGCGGCAGCAGCGAGGGCAGCCGCAGAGAAACGUGAGGAAAGACUCCAAGAACAGGCCAACCAGGAUGGCGAGCUGGAUCAUACUACUGAACCCGCUACAAAUGGGGACAUCAAAAUGGAUGACGCGCCCGAUGCGAACGCCCGCCCUGCCGAAGCGGAGGAAGAAGAAAUUGACCCCUUGGACGCAUUUAUGGACGAGAUGGGUGACCCCUUUGCUGCUCCGAAUACAAAUGGCACCUUCAACAAGACCCAGAGCAAGGGUCAACAGCAGGAGCCAGAGCCAUUGUUUGGGGACGACGAUGUAGAACUCAAAACUAUCGAAGCCGACCCAGACGAUAUUCUUGCAAUGGCAAGCAAAGUGAGGAAAAAGAAAGACUUACCGGCAAUAAAUUAUGCAAAGAUGGAUCUUGAGCCGUUCCGCAAGAACUUCUAUACAGAACCGGAAGAACUAGCAGACAUGACUGAAGCCGACCUCGCAGAUCUACGGCUUGAGCUCGACGGCAUAAAGGUUGCUGGAGAAGCAGUGCCAAAACCCGUGCAGAAGUGGUCGCAGUGCGGUCUCAAUUAUCAAUCUCUUGAGGUAAUCCGCAAGUUAGGCUAUGAACGGCCAACAGCGAUCCAGUCGCAAGCAAUUCCCGCAAUAAUGUCUGGUAGAGAUGUUAUCGGCGUUGCCAAAACAGGUUCCGGUAAAACGAUCGCAUUCCUCCUGCCUAUGUUCCGCCAUAUUCGAGACCAACGACCACUAGAAGGCUCGGAUGGCCCUAUAGGCCUGAUCAUGACACCGACGCGAGAACUUGCAACCCAAAUCCAUAGAGAGUGUAAGCCAUUUUUGAAAGCUAUGAACCUUCGUGCUGUCUGCGCGUAUGGUGGAGCUCCUAUCAAGGACCAGAUUGCCGAUCUCAAAAGGGGAGCUGAAAUUAUAGUCUGCACACCGGGAAGAAUGAUAGAUCUACUGGCAGCCAACUCCGGUAGGGUCACAAACCUUCGGCGAGUCACUUACGUUGUUUUGGAUGAAGCAGAUCGCAUGUUUGAUAUGGGUUUUGAGCCUCAAGUCAUGAAGAUCUUUGCCAACAUCCGACCCGACAGACAGACAAUUCUCUUCUCAGCUACCAUGCCUCGAAUCAUGGACGCUCUAGCUAAGAAGACCCUCCAGUCACCGGUUGAAAUUACUGUCGGUGGACGAAGUGUCGUUGCGAAAGAGAUCACCCAGAUUGUCGAGGUGCGCGAGGAAAAGGAAAAAUUCCACCGGCUGCUGGAGCUACUGGGAGAGCUGUAUGACAAGGACGAAGAUGCACGUACUCUUAUAUUCGUGGAUCGGCAAGAGAAGGCGGAUGACUUACUGAAGGAUCUGAUGCGUAAAGGGUACCCUUGCAUGUCAAUACAUGGUGGCAAGGAUCAAAUCGAUCGCGAUUCGACGAUAGAUGACUUCAAAGCUGGAGUUGUGCCUAUAAUGAUUGCUACUUCGGUAGCGGCUCGAGGCCUCGAUGUGAAGCAACUCAAAUUAGUCGUCAACUUUGACGCGCCAAAUCAUCUGGAGGAUUACGUUCACAGAGCUGGUCGUACAGGAAGAGCAGGAAAUACUGGGACAGCCGUAACCUUCAUUACCGAGGACCAGGAGCAGUAUUCCGUAGGGAUAGCUAAGGCCCUCGAGCAGUCUGGACAGCCUGUCCCUGAACGGCUGAACGAGAUGAGAAAAUCGUUCCGAGACAAAGUCAAGACGGGCAAAUCAAAAGACAGUUCUGGAUUCGGAGGAAAAGGAUUGGAGCGGCUUGAUGCGGAACGUGAAGCAGCGAGAAUCCGUGAGCGGAAGACGCACAAGACUGACGGGGAUGAUGAGGAUGAGAAGGAGGAGAAAGCGGACGAGGAUAUCGUGCUCAAAGCUGCCUCUGCCGUCCAACCCGCAGCCUCACCUCACACCCCUCAGCCUUUCGGCGUUCCUAAGGGGAUUGAUUUGGAUGGCAAGAUCACGGUACACCGUACCGAGCCUGCAGCCUCCUCGUCCUCAGGCGGCUCGAAGAAUCCGCUUGAUAAAGUCACGUCGGCCAUCGACGCCAUCAAUGCUCGACUCAAUAAGACCGGCCAGUUACGAUCCGGGGUACCCAUUGAUAACAAGGGACCUGAUGCGGGUGCUUUCCACGCCACUCUGGAGAUCAACGACUUCCCCCAGAAAGCGAGAUGGGCUGUCACGAACCGGACCAACGUGGCCAAGAUCCUUGAAGCAACGGGCACCUCGAUCACGACCAAAGGGAGCUUCUAUCCACCUGGGAAGGAAGUGCAACCGGGCGGCGACCCGAAAUUGUAUAUUCUCGUCGAGGGGGAUACUGAGCUCGUGGUUACUAAUGCAAUGAGGGAGUUGAUGAGGUUAUUGAAGGAGGGGACGAUGGCAGCGGCAGAUGCAGAAGGCAGAGCCCCUGCAAGUGGACGGUAUAAUGUUGUGUAG
Amorphotheca resinae ATCC 22711 is the source of this 3579-nucleotide messenger RNA. RefSeq lists its product as hypothetical. The transcript is spliced from 4 exons. The coding region runs from base 1 to 3579 and encodes 1192 amino acids. The record is from RefSeq and is a predicted model, not a curated record. Lineage: Eukaryota; Fungi; Ascomycota; Leotiomycetes; Helotiales; Amorphothecaceae. Gene Ontology annotation, molecular function: RNA helicase activity; ATP binding; RNA binding.